AUGAAUAUAGAAACAACCAAUUUUCUAAAUCCCGCCUUGAGAGAGUGUUGCUGCUCUUCAAGCUCUUCUUUACCUUUACAACGUAUUGUUCAAUUAUUAAGUGUUGGGGCAUUUGAAUUAAGAAAACAAAUUAAUGAGAAUAUUAAAUGUGAUAGACUUGAAAAUGGAGUAGAGGAGAAGGAACAAGAAAAAUAUUUGAGUAGAUUGAUAAGGAAUGAACUAUUGCUUAUUGAGUUAGGAGUCGUAGACACUCAAAGAUUAACAAGAUGGAUUAAUAAAUUUUACGAUAUUUAUAUGAAACAAUUGUUAAAUAUGGAAUUGUAUUUUAUAAAUAAAUUUGCCGACCAACUCGAAAAUAUUUGCCUUAAAUUAAAUACUCAUAGUCUACCACAAGUGUGUAAACCUAGGGCUUCUUUUUUGUUGUCAAAUGGCAUGUCAAACACUCUUGGAGAUAAAUUAGUGUAUCAAGCAAGAUCGGAAGUCACAGCACGUGUUGAUAUUGCUGGUGGCUGGACAGACACUCCUCCAAUCACCUAUCAAAUGGGUAAUAUAUUGCCAGCUGUACUUAGCCUUUCAAUACUUGUUAACGGAAAAAGAAAAUUCUUUUGGGGAACAACAACCUUUGCUGGUUCUCUUCUGUGUGCUAUUUUGGUGGUUGCCGGUUUUGUACGGGAAGAACUGUGGGGUGGAGAAAGGCAUUAUUUAUUUUAUUUUGCCGGACCUGGACGAGGAUUGCUUAUCGAAACAGAAUCAGAUUUGCCACACGGAUCUGGCCUCGGUUCUAGUAGUAUACUUGCUGGAGCACUUUUAUCCUCCCUCCACAAACUAUCAGGAAAUAAAGAACAACAAUUAACCGAAGACAAACUAAUUAAUCAAGUUUUGCAAAUAGAACAAUUACACACUUCUGGGGGAGGUUGGCAAGACCAAUUGGGGGGUUGUAUUUCUGGAGGUGCUAAAAUUGGUUGGGUAGAAUCUGUUGGGGAAAGAAAAUGUUGUUGGCGUUCUGUCCCGCUUGGAGGGGAAUUAAUUAAAGAAUUCUCUAAAAGAUUUGUUUUGUUAUAUACAGGCAAAACUAGAUUGGCAAAAACUUUAUUAAAGCAAGUUUUGUUGAGUUGGGCAAGACAAGAACCACAAAUAUUAGCAACUGUUGAAAGACUUGCUAAAGGAGCUUGGAAGGCUGAGGAAAUGCUUAUUGAGGGUAGGGAUCAGGGGGUGACUAUUUCCACCAAAACACUCAAAAAUGUGGCAAAAAUAGGGCGUAAUCAGUAA
This is a messenger RNA of Meloidogyne enterolobii, 1269 nucleotides long. Lineage: Eukaryota; Metazoa; Nematoda; Chromadorea; Rhabditida; Meloidogynidae. The record is from the annotation of a GenBank genome assembly.